Daucus carota subsp. sativus is the source of this 1991-nucleotide messenger RNA. Its product is annotated as protein EDS1. NCBI's taxonomy places the organism in Eukaryota, Viridiplantae, Streptophyta, Magnoliopsida, Apiales, Apiaceae. The record is from RefSeq and is a predicted model, not a curated record. Gene Ontology annotation, biological process: lipid metabolic process; defense response. The transcript is spliced from 3 exons. Bases 93 to 1892 code for a protein of 599 amino acids.
GUGAUUUAGUAACAAAGAAUUAGCCAACUACAUGCAUAAAUCCACUAAUACAUCAUCAUCAGAAUUGCAAAAGAAAGGAGCAUUAUACUAAAAUGGAGGAAAACAUGAUCAAUGCAAUAGCCAUGUCAAAUGAUCUCAUCAAUGGAGCCUGUUCUGCAUCCAUGAAAGCUCACAAGUCCGGAAAAAAUUAUCGUCGUAUCAAAAUUCAAGGAUCAACGGAUGUUGUGUUUGCAUUUGCUGGAUCAUGGUCUGUAAAUGAAUUCUUCAAGCAAAAGUCUUUCGGAGAAGAAGAAAUUGAUCUUAAAAUGUUCCGGUCUAUGAGAAGUAUCGGCCCUGAUGAGACUGCCCUGGUGAAUGCAGCAUUCGCUGAAAAAUACAAGAGUCUCCACAAAUCACUCAAAAUUGAGGUGGACAAAGAUCUUAAGAAGGGGAGACAAAUUGUUUUUGCAGGGCACUCCUCAGGAGGCGCGGUAGCUAUCUUUGCAACCCUUUGGUUCCUGGAAAAUACUAAUCACACAGUAGGUGAACGAAUUCCGUUUCAUUGUCUAACUUUUGGAUCUCCGCUUGCUGGUGACAAGAUUUUUGGACAUGCUAUCAGACGAGAGGACUGGUCAAGAUACUUCACACAUUUUGUAAUGAAGCAUGACAUUGUCCCGCGAAUAAUGCUUGCUCCUGUCACGCGUAUUGAAGGAGAAUUGCAGAAAGCUCUCAAUUUCUUCAAGAAUUACAGAACUGCAAGUUCUCAAAAUCAGUUACUGCAACCUCAGGUUCUUUAUAAGGAAGUCAUGAGAAAUGCUUCAUCUGUUGCAAGCUGUUCUGCAAGCGGCCUCAUGGGAUGCCCAAACACGCUAUUAGAAUCUUUAUCUACUUAUGUUGAAUCAAGCCCUUACAGGCCCUUCGGAAAAUAUGUAUUUUGCACAGGGAAUGGGAAAUUGGUGGUUGUUGAAAAUUCAGACGCGGUCUUGCAGAUGUUAUUCUAUAGUUCUCAGGUAGAUAGUGAAGCCGAAGAGGGGGAAAUUGCUUUGAAAAGCUUACAUGAACAUAUGUGUUAUGAAGAAGAACUGCAAAAAAGCUUGGCAAUGAAAAAAGUAAUCUGCUUGAACCACCUACAGAAUCUUCCCCUAGACUCCGUUGGCAGUACCUUAAACGAGGAUUCAACAGACGUGGCCCUGAAUGACCUUGGCCUGAGUGCAAGAGCCAGGCUAUGCCUUCGGGCUGCUGGUGAAUUCGAGGAUCAGAAGAAGAGAAAUCAAAGCCAUAUUGAAAAGUAUGAGGUCAUCAUUGCAAAGGCAUUGAAUGAAAUACAAGCAUACCAGAUUAAUUGUGAAGGGCGCAACAUGAACUACUAUGAUGCCUUUAAACAUCAGAAAGACAGCAAAAUCGACUUUAAGGCCAACAUCAAGAGGAUUGAGCUAUCGGGCAUGUGGGAUGAGAUUAUGGACUUGUUGCAGAAUUAUGAACUUCCAGAUGGAUUUGAGGGCCGCCAAGACUGGAUAAAGCUAGGAACAGAAUUUCGGGAGCUUGUUGAACCAAUAGAUAUUGCCAACUACUACAGACACUUUAAGAAUGAUGACUGUGGUCCAUACAUGAGAAACGGUAGACCAAGACGCUACAGAUUCACCCAGAGAUGGUCUGAACAUGCUUCCAAGACAGAAUUCAGACCGAUCUCCAGCUCUAGUUUCUGGGCUGAGGUGGAGGAGCUUCGAAAUGAGAAAUUUGAAGACAUAAAGGAGAAGCUUGAGCCUCUAGAGAAAGCAUUACAGAUAUGGCAAGACGACGGGAAGUUGUGCAAACAUGUAUUUUCCCAUGGAUCCACAGUUGCUGAGUGGUGGAAAACGCUCCCUGACCAAUAUAGAUCAACAUCUUGCCUUGCUCAGUAUAUGAGCAAUUAGCAAAAUUCCUACUUCCUACCCCCUUACAGAGCUAGAUCAACGAUAAAAUUUCAUAUGUAUGUUCUCUUUGUUUCUAAUUAUGCAAACGCGUUUAUUGAA